Diversispora eburnea is the source of this 993-nucleotide messenger RNA. The record is from the annotation of a GenBank genome assembly. Lineage: Eukaryota; Fungi; Glomeromycota; Glomeromycetes; Diversisporales; Diversisporaceae.
AUGGUGUAUGACGAAAACUCAAUAUCGAGUAAGAGAUCAGUAAAUAAUCAUGAAAGAGGAAGGAAAAUGAAUGUUGAGAAGACCUUCGCCGGAACUCAUAAUAGUGCAGCGUAUAAUCUAACUUAUGAUUGUGAUAGUCUCGCCGAUGCUUGUAAACUUAAAUAUGCUUCAAAUUCAUGUAACGAACAAUAUGAAACUUGUAAAAAUAAUCGAACGGCAAGUUGCGAUAUUCAAGCAAAUGUUUUUAAAAAUUGGAAUCCUACUUUUUUUCAAUGGACUGGCGAUUUAUUUAAUUCCAUUUGUAAAACGAGUGAUAUUUUAUGUGUUGCUUGGCGUACUGUAUGCAAAGGAUCGGGAAAUGCAUGUGAAUUGCUAAGAGAUGCUUGUAAAAAAGAUUUUUCUAAUAGGGUUUUAGAAUGUUUAUGGGAAAAUAAUCAGGGUUAUCCUAUUAAACAGCAACUUGAAGAUGUAGGAAAUGGAAGUGUAGUAUCCUGUCAUGGAGAGCGUUUGAGACGUGCGCUAGGAACAAAUUUAGAUUCAAUAUUUUUAGAUAUAAAAAAAUUUAUGGAAGAUAAUCCUAAUGAAAUCCUUAAUAUAGCAUUUGGUGAUUAUGAUGGACUUAAUGGGACAUUUGUAGCUAAUUAUAUUCAAGACAAAUUAGAAUAUUAUUUUGUAAAUGGAUCGGGAUAUUCAUUAAUGUUACAAGAAAAAAGAGGAUGGCCGAAAUUAAAUAAAAUGAUUGAAAUAAAUCAAAGAAUUGUAAUAUGGUUUGGUCGUUUAUAUUAUUGGUUGUGGUUGAAUAACACGCGUAAAGAUUGGGUACAUAGUAUUAAUACCCAUUUUACCGUAAGUUAUACUUAUACAGCGGGUGAUUUAACUGCUCAACAAUUAAAUGAAAGUUUUAAUGGAUGGAGUAAUAAUUCUCAGAAUGUAAUAGCUGAUGAUUUAAAAAAUUAUGGAUAUAUUCGAUGGCAAACAAUUGAUGUUACGUGA